GCGGCGGGAGAGAUGUCGCUGUUGCGGUCGCUUCGCCUCUGCCUGGUCGCGGGGACUGGGAGCCGCCCGGCGGGGUCCCUUCUGCUUCUGUCUCCCAGACCUUGGCACACUUUUCACGUUGGUCCCUGGCUGUCUUCCUCGGCCUCCAGGAAGGAGCUCCUCAUGAAGCUGCGGCGGAAAACAGGCUACUCCUUUAUAAACUGCAAGAAAGCUCUGGAGACUUGUGGCGGGGAUCUCAAACAGGCAGAGAUCUGGCUCCACAAGGAGGCCCAGAAGGAGGGCUGGAGCAAAGCUGCCAAGCUCCAUGGGAGAAAGACUAAAGAAGGCCUGAUUGGGCUGCUGCAGGAAGGAAACACAACUGUAUUAGUAGAGGUAAACUGUGAGACAGAUUUUGUUUCCAGAAAUUUAAAAUUUCAACAAUUGGUUCAGCAAGUAGCCCUGGGAACCAUGUUGCAUUGUCAGAGCCUAAAGGAUCAACUCUCCACGUACAGUAAAGGCUUUCUGAAUUCCUCUGAGCUUUCUGGACUUCCAGCUGGGCCUGACAAAGAAGGCUCUCUGAAGGAUCAGUUGGCCUUAGCAGUUGAACAAUGGUCCCCAAACCAGGCUGCGUGUCAGAAUCAUCUGGGAAUUGAAAACAUUCAGAUUUGGGGAUUUUGGGGGUCCUUCUUUGGAAAGCUGAUCAGUAAGUCUAAGGAAAGUCUUUCAGAAUAUUAAAGAGAUUUGUCAACUCUCAUUGUGAAAAGAAAAAGCACAGAACUU
Galeopterus variegatus (Sunda flying lemur) is the source of this 759-nucleotide messenger RNA. It is a transcript of the gene TSFM, whose product is annotated as Ts translation elongation factor, mitochondrial. Gene Ontology annotation, biological process: mitochondrial translational elongation. NCBI's taxonomy places the organism in Eukaryota, Metazoa, Chordata, Mammalia, Dermoptera, Cynocephalidae. The coding region runs from base 13 to 714 and encodes 233 amino acids. Gene Ontology annotation, molecular function: protein binding; translation elongation factor activity. The record is from RefSeq and is a predicted model, not a curated record. Gene Ontology annotation, cellular component: mitochondrial matrix. The transcript is spliced from 7 exons.